CAUAUAGAGAUGACAAUAUUAAUAAUUUAGCAGAAAGCAUCUGAAAACAGCUUGGUCUUUAACCUAGAUUUGAAGCUGCCAACAGCAGGAGCAUUUUUGAUGUCCUCUGGGAGUUGGUUCCAUAGCUGUACUGCAAAGUAGCUAAAAGCUGCUUGUUAGAAUAUAUGCAUAAGCUGCUAUGUUCUCGAGCCUGUGUACUAACCUUUUUUUUAACUGCUGUAACCUUUUGAUGAACUUGCUGACAACUAUGUCUGCACAACUGUUCCUGUUUUGCUGGAGGAAGUGCUAGCCCAAUCCAGCUGACAGUGUCAUAAGUAACCUAUUGCACAAUAUAUAGAAUGCUCAAAACCUUUCCAUAUAAGGCUAAACCCAGCUAUGUGAUAUUUGCGACAUCUGUAUCCUGUCGCCUAUAAAAAUGUAACCUCUGUUCUUCCCCUUCUGAGCAUUGCUUCGAAUAAACCAGAUUUGAUUUCACUCGUGUGGUUUGUUCCUCUAUGCUCCGGAGCGCUCCUAUGACAUUGACACAUCAGGACACAGACGGGCCGUAAGAAGUCCCGUUUCUUACAAUUUGGUGACCCCGACGUGAUACUCCUGAUCAGGUUUUUGUGUUUCAGUGAUCUGCCAAGACAAUAGCUGACGGCCUUUUCAGGGAUCGCCUCUGCCAGCAUCUGGAGAAAUCCGGUUUCGGCUGACCUACAAAGAGGGGAUAGUCGGUGAGUCCCGUGGAGGUCACCCAUGAGUUCCUGGCCAAAGCCUGCCAACACAUCAAAGAGAAAGGCGAGAAGAAACCUCUCCUAGAACAACGUAGGAAACAGAAACAUAGCCAGUGACCAGUAUGGCUAUCCUACUCUUCAUCCUCAUCACGCUUGGGGCAGGGCUACCCGCACAAGCGUUUCCACACGAUAAUGUAUUUUGGCAAUUUGCAAACUGGACUGCCAGAGAACAUACUAACGAGUCAUGUUAUGUCUGUCAUAUUUUGCCCACUAGUAGUUCCACCAACUUGUUAAAGCCUUCGCACAACAAUGAUUCUACUACCCUGACUGCUAUAUCUCGUGGGUGCAUAUCUAAUCGAUGCAUAUCCGCCUCCCUCAAUCCUAGUACCUUUACCACUAACUUCAUGACCACCAAUCUAACCCACCAAGAAUACCUGAGUAGACAGGGAGAUCGAUGGUGUCAGGCGUCUUCUGGCACGGGUAGUGCUAGCAGAACCAGAUGUCUCAAAAUUUUAAGAGACACUUAUAAAGAUGCGAAGCCUGAAGGGUUCAAAUCAUUUUCACCCCCGGGAUUUAUGUUCAAAUACUGUUUUAAAGGAACAGGGAACGUGUUUUUAGGGCACAUUGCUACUAGCCACUGCCAAACUAUCUAUAAACCCUAUACUUUCAACGGAUCCUGUCCUUCCGGGAACUGCUCUGCCAUAGCCCCCAGUAACGGAGGAACUGUGGUAUAUGACCUCGACUGGUAUUGGGUGUGUGGAGAAAAUGUGUACCUGUUCCUCCCGGCCUUCUGGGAAGGAAUCUGCGCCCUAACUCAGUUUAAUAGUUCUGUUAUUCUCGUCACUACAAACCCAACGGGGACCCAGCAUCAUCAUAGGUCCAAACGAUCCACCACAGACGAUUCAUUCCCACCACCCGAGCAUCAGCUAGAAAGUAAAUGGAAUAAGUUUUGGCAAUCAUUGGUCCCACAGUAUGGACUGACUCAAGUGUGGAAUCAAUUAGAAGUCACUCACUAUCGUCUCGCCACAUACGUUAAUGUCACCAAUGCCGCCAUGGAAGGCGUCCGAACCGAACUAACCGCCCUUCGUCUAACCACCGUACAGAACCGGAUGGCACUAGAUAUAUUGUUGGCCAAGGAGGGUGGGGUGUGCGCCAUGGUAGGGGAUAUGUGCUGCACGUAUGUCCCGGCCAAUGACGAAGAGCAUGGGAUAAUUGCAACCAAGGUCGAGAAAAUGCGAGAGGUGGCCCGAGAGUUAAAGCUAGACGAAUAUGGUGGAUCUGACUGGGGGUAGGGAUUUUUCCACUCCCUCUUUGGCUUCCUCACACCAUAUGUGUCCAUGAUCAUUCCAGUAGUCCUUGUCCUCUUACUAAUAUGUAUCCUCGGGCCCUGUGUAUUCCGUUGCCUAAUGGACCGCGUGUAUGCUACGACCACGGCCUUUUCUGAACCCGGAUAUAUGGCGUUAAGGCAAAGAGUAGAUACCCCUGUAUAACGUUAUACUUAAAUAAGUAUUGAAGUAUAAAAGAGGGGAUUGUUAGAAUAUAUGCAUAAGCUGCUAUGUUCUCGAGCCUGUGUACUAACCUUUUUUUAACUGCUGUAACCUUUUGAUGAACUUGCUGACAACUAUGUCUGCACAACUGUUCCUGUUUUGCUGGAGGAAGUGCUAGCCCAAUCCAGCUGACAGUGUCAUAAGUAACCUAUUGCACAAUAUAUAGAAUGCUCAAAACCUUUCCAUAUAAGGCUAAACCCAGCUAUGUGAUAUUUGUGACAUCUGUAUCCUGUCGCCUAUAAAAAUGUAACCUCUGUUCUUCCCCUUCUGAGCAUUGCUUCAAAUAAACCAGAUUUGAUUUCA
Messenger RNA from Neoarius graeffei (lesser salmon catfish), 2563 nucleotides. RefSeq lists its product as uncharacterized. The transcript has 2 exons. NCBI's taxonomy places the organism in Eukaryota, Metazoa, Chordata, Actinopteri, Siluriformes, Ariidae. The record is from RefSeq and is a predicted model, not a curated record. Bases 836 to 2005 code for a protein of 389 amino acids.